Oryzias latipes (Japanese medaka) is the source of this 2390-nucleotide messenger RNA. RefSeq lists its product as uncharacterized. NCBI's taxonomy places the organism in Eukaryota, Metazoa, Chordata, Actinopteri, Beloniformes, Adrianichthyidae. The record is from RefSeq and is a predicted model, not a curated record.
GUUCACAGCAAAAACUGGAGAGUUGAAAUUUCGGGGUUAAACAAACCAGAGUUGAUUUCCACUCUUGAAGUGUUAUUUUAACACAUUGCGAUUCAAAUGGUGUUCAGUGUUGGGGUUAUUUAUCAGUGUUACCCAAAUCAAGCUAAUUUAACACUACAGAGAGUCAAUGCCCCUGGGCUUCUGCCUCGGAAACCCUGUGCAAGAAAGUACAAGGUGCUGACACUCUUGAAGUGUUAUUUUAACACAUUGCGAUUCAAAUGAUGUUCAGUGUUGGAGUUAUUUUGGCCAAAUGAAGUUCAUUUGACACUAUAGAGAGUCAAGGCCCCUGGGCUUUUGCCUCUGAAACCCUGUGCAAGAAAGUGCAACGUGGUAAUUUUCCAUGAGCUGCGGCAAUUUCAUCAGUGCUGGAAAAAGUUCUUCACAAGCGGUCAAUUGGUGUUGCUCUUCAGCUUCAGAGGGUCUCAGCUGGUAAACCCUAAGUGAAGGAGUAAAAUGCUGGUGCAGGUUUGCUACCGCCAACAGCAGAAAUAUGUAAAGCUGGAUGAAGUUGAUGGAAAGUUUGAUUUCAUGCAACUGCAUGAAAAAGUCAUCGAGAGGUUUUGCCUGCCACCUGACGCAAAAGUAGUAUACAAAGAUGCAACAGGGACAGAAGUUGACGAAGACAUUUUCAAUGACCUUGUCAGCCAAGGCAGCGUUGUUUUAACAGUUUUCCCAAGUGAUGAGUUUACUGAUUGCUCCUUGUCCUCUCCAUCUGAAUGGUCUGACUCAAGCUUCAGUUCAAGUGCAAGUGCAUCAACUGUACUUUUAGAUGAGAUCCCAAGGAAAAAAUCAAGAGUUGAAGGAACAAUCAAUGCAGUUUCUGCAAAAAAGUUGAUCGAAGCUGUACUUGGAGCCAGUUCAGGUGGUGAAGAGGUCCUUGAAGAAUAUCACGCAUCACAGACUCUUAAAGAUUCUACCAGAAGAAAGCUGGUCAAUAUAAUAGUGGCCCACAUGAUUGAUAAACAUGGACAUCUCCCCACUAAAGCUGUUAGAGAAGAAUAUGCUCUUGGGAUAGUGACACUUUUUCCAUCCCUAAAAGACCCAUACUCCGAGAAAGGCUACGAACACUUCUAUGAUGCUGCAAGCAGUACAGGAUACAUUUCUUGGCGUCUUAAGACCAUCCAGAGAAAGAUUCGACGAGAAUCUACCACUUCAAAUAGCCUCACUGGCCUUUGUCAAGGAGGAGGGGGCCCUAAAUUCCAGAGAUCUGUUGUAGUUGAGGAGCAGCAGCUGGAUGGAGAUGCUUGUCAGGAGGCAAUGUCUUUGCUCAAUUAUGCCACAGACACUACGCAAAUUUUUCGAAAGAUGAGAGAGACGUUUCAGCAUCGGCAAAAACUCAUCAAUGACUCAGACAAAACGCUUGACAUCCUGUCAAUCUUCCCAAGAUUCCUGGAUACCAAAGGAUUGGUAAAUCAAGACUUCAUUCUCUUGUUUAAUGACGAGGUAUCCAACCGGCUGCUUCAGAAAUGGGACCCGAUCUUUAGAUGCAACGUUAUCAAAGAGGCCAAGCAGCUCACUUCAACACCAGAGCUUCGUCAGUUGUUGCAUUCAGCGGAGAGUCCACAAGGAAGUCAUGAGGCAAUGACUUAUGAUGCAGAGAUGGCCUCGCUUUUGUUGCUGUUAUAUCUCCUUCCACCACCACCUGGGGGACCAAAGUUUCCAAAAAUCAGCGCUUCUGAUGCAGUUGAAAAAGUUAUUGUCUUUCACAAGUCUUGCUGCAGUUUGGAAGAACAUCUUCAGAACCAGCAGAACCAUCAGCCAUACCUCCUAGCCGUUGGUCGCGAAAAGAGGAACAUCGACAGAUUCUACAUCUCCAUUGACAAGCGUCUCAUCCCAUGCCAGGCAAACCGCUCCCUUGGGGCAUUUGAUGAACUUUUUAAAGCUCAUUUUGUUUUCAGUGUGUCUUAUGAUGGUGCACUUCUGAAUUUCUACACCUUUUUGCAGACAACAGUUUAUAACAUUGAUAUGGGUAAAAUGAAGGUGUCACCAAGAAUUCGAGACAUGAGAGCCAAACUCCUUAACCAGGAGGUGCUUCUCACAACCCAGAUUUAAAGCCAGGACAAUUAAAGGCAUUUUGAGCAAAAUGCUCACAUGUUUUCUGUGCAACAAAAUUUUCCCCAGCAGUCAGCAGUUGAUUUCACAUAUAAGAGGUGAACAUGGUUAUUAUCCUGGACCAAAGUUCAAGUUGUUUUGUUGUCAGCCAAGUUGUAGGCUUCAGUUUCAAACAUAUGCAGGCUUUAGAAAGCACCUUAACAUUAUUCAUAGCAACGUUGAACAAAUUGUUCAUACUUCAGCUGUUACUAAUUUGCCUAGUGAUCCAGUUUCACAUGAUUUGGAAGACCAAUUUCAUU